ACCAUGUAAAUAAACAGCUAGAUUGUGGGUGAAUUGUGUUUGUGCCAUACACAUACUGCCAGAAAUCCGUGAACUGCGUCGCUUAUCGUAUAAUUCCAGCCCAAUAGGAAAAGUUAGCGAUCGAAUUGGUCAGCACUACCACCGGAUAGACCUGUAAUAAUGUCGACGAACCCAAGACACCAGCGACCCGCGUCCGAGGACGUACAGAUCUCUAUGGGCGGAUCCGGCGGAGGAUCCGGCGACGGCGUGCCGGACAGACUGCCACCGGUUAGCGAGAAGGAUCAGCGCUUCCCCUACUGCAUCGUUUGGACGCCCAUUCCGGUGCUCACCUGGCUGCUGCCCAUGAUUGGGCACAUGGGCAUUUGCACCUCGGCCGGGGUGAUUCGUGAUUUUGCCGGGCCCUACUUCGUUUCGGAGGACAACAUGGCAUUCGGGCGACCCACUCGUUUCCUGCGAUUGCAUCCCAAAUACGUAGAGGGCGGCAGCUACGCCUGGGACGAGGCUGUGUCCAAGGCAUCCGUGCUCUAUGGCACCCGGAUGCACAACAUCUUCUGCGACAAUUGCCACUCGCAUGUGGCCACCGCUCUGAUAAACAUGCGCUACAAGAACAGCACCGGCUGGAAUAUGAUUAUCCUCAGCAUGUGGCUCUUCAUCUGCGGGCGCUACGUUGGAAUUUGGGGCUUUAUCAAGACCUGGCUGCCGUUUUCGAUUCUCCUCACUGUCUGCAUACUGCUGGGCGUCUACUUUUAGUGACUAAGAUUAUGUUUAAUAACAUUCGUCUGUGUAUAAUUUAGAAGAGUAUUGAAAGAACGGCACGGAAGCAAUUAAGGUAACUUAGCUGAAGCACUUUAUCUAUGUAUUUAUGUAUGUCGUGCAAUAAACUAAACGUUUUAUUCAUUUA
Drosophila subpulchrella is the source of this 901-nucleotide messenger RNA. Its product is annotated as transmembrane protein 222. Bases 160 to 750 code for a protein of 196 amino acids. NCBI's taxonomy places the organism in Eukaryota, Metazoa, Arthropoda, Insecta, Diptera, Drosophilidae. The record is from RefSeq and is a predicted model, not a curated record. The transcript has 2 exons.